CCGGAUUUACCAUGUCCCCAAGCAGAGUUGGAGCAUGCCAAAACUCUGAAUCUGCUGAGGCAAUCCCUGGCCUGUCCUUUUCCCAAUGCCCAGUGGGUGACAGGCUCUUUCCCAGAAGUUGAACGGAGCUUACUCUGGCAGAUCCUUCUCUCCCAAGUCAAGUGGCCUCUCUGGUAAUGGACUGCCUUUCUGUGAGCUUCCAUUCUGACCAGGCUUUCCAAAUCUAGCCUGUAAAGCGAGAUAAGAAACAUCCCACAGGGGGAAAAAAAUGACAGAAGAACCCACAAAAGAGAACCUGGGAGCUCCAAAAUCUCCCACACCUGUGACAAUGGAGAAAAACCCCAAGAGGGAAGUUGUGGUCACCACGGUCCCCUUGGUCAGCGAGGUUCAGCUGAUGGCCGCCACCGGGGGUGCCGAACUCUCCUGCUACCGCUGCAUCAUCCCCUUUGCCGUGGUGGUCUUCAUUACUGGGAUUGUGGUCACCGCUGUGGCUUACAGCUUCAAUUCCCACGGUUCCAUCAUCUCCAUCUUCGGCCUGGUCCUUCUCUCCUCCGGACUGUUUUUACUAGCCUCCAGUGCCUUGUGCUGGAAGGUGAGGCAAAGGAACAAGAAAGUCAGGAGACGGGAGAGUCAGACGGCUCUUGUAGUAAAUCAGAGGUGCUUGUUUGCUUAAGACUGAGUUUGAGCAAACAGGAACGCUCACUUACCCACACUGCUCUAACUCGGUGAACUCAUUCAUACGGAACCAGCCCCAGUAGGGGAUAAGCUCAACUUUCGAAUGAACUACCAAAAUGAAAAAUAGGGCAUAGAGAGGACUGAAAACAACGAGGGGUCAAGACGGUUCCCCCUUGGUAGGGAAUAACUCAUCUUCUUUAACGACAAACUUAAUCCUAAGGGCUAUUUCUAAGACAGAAGAAUCAGCUUUCUUUUUCUGUUAAAUGUUUAGGGAGCGUGGGAGAUGCACAGCAUUAAAUAACACUUGGUUCACUUUAGAAAGUUCCCAAGGGAAAAAUGGACAAAUAAUGAGAGCCCUGGCAAGUGGUGUUAUAAAAACGUUCAACCAAAAGCCUAUAUUGACUUGGCAUUCCCAUGUACCUAAGAAGUUCUGUUAUAUAUAUAUAUAUAUAUUUUUUUUUUUUCCAGUAAGUUGAUUCUCUGCCCCCCCCCUUAAAAGAAUUUUUACUUUCAGUAACAUCACUAGAGGUACUUUAUUUUGAAGAAUAGACUAAUAUUUUUUUAUAUUUUAACAAUGGACAAUUGUAGAUGGUUGUAAUGAUAUGCCAGAAGAAAACAGAAAUGUAGAUAACACAGAUGACACAGGGACAGUUAAAUUAAUACUGAAAUAAUCCAAUAUAGCACCUUUGAUGGCUUUUAUACAAAAGUUCAGUGUGCAUCUCACUCAAAAUAAUAAAUGCUCAUGGCUGCUGAAACUU
This is a messenger RNA of Mus pahari (shrew mouse), 1433 nucleotides long. RefSeq names its product transmembrane protein 100 (gene Tmem100). The coding region runs from base 269 to 673 and encodes 134 amino acids. Gene Ontology annotation, biological process: cellular response to BMP stimulus. NCBI's taxonomy places the organism in Eukaryota, Metazoa, Chordata, Mammalia, Rodentia, Muridae. The transcript is spliced from 3 exons. The record is from RefSeq and is a predicted model, not a curated record.